CCGAAACCCUGUUGAUCGGCAUCUAUGCCUUUUUCAUGGUGUUUGGCAUUGCGACCAAUUCUGUCAUCAUAUUCGUGAUGGUGUUCAACAAGAAGCUCAUGACUUCAAACAUACUUUUGCUGCUAAACCUGUUUGUGUCGGAUAUGUUGUUAUGCAUAUUCUGUAUGCCGUUUACGCUGCUGUCGCUGAUCCGGAGGAGUUGGCCGUUCGGCGCAUUCAUGUGUAAAUCCAUACCAUUCCUGCAGGCGGUGUCCAUAUUUGUGUCCGCCGGUACCAUCACGUCCAUCGCCUUUGACCGCAUGUUUCAGAUUACCGCCAAACACUUCACAGGAAAGUCAAGCGUGAAAUGCAAGGCAUCGUCGAAAUACGGUUACAUAACAUUGAUUAUAUGGUUAGUGUCGGUGGCGUUGGCCUCACCGAUCGCCGUCUACCAGGAGGUGGUCGAGUACGGCAUUCCCGGUCUCUUCACGUACAGCAAGUGUGUGGAAAACUGGCCAAACAAUCACAAAUCCAUUUACUCGUUGACCAUAUUGUUUGCCCAACUCUUGAUACCCAACGCAGUUAUGCUCGUCUCUCACUAUCGCAUCACUCGCUUCUUGCGAUCGCAUCGUUUCGCCAAAAAUCCCAUUCUUCGCAAUAUAUAUAAUAAUCCCAAUAAUAAUAAUCACAUCACACUUACUGUUGAUAAGACUGAAAGAGAAGAGAUGAUAAGCUCAGAGACGCCGACGUAUACGCUAUCGACGUCUGCGGCCAACACGUGCUACACGUCGACCACCGAAGUGCACGACCGGCGAUACAUCGACCGGGAAGUGGUCCGCAACAACCGAAUCACAAUAUUUCUGUUGACUAUAACAGUACUCUUCGGCAUAUCGUGGCUGCCGUGGAAUGUAUUCAACGUUUUGGCCGACUUUAUGGCCGGUUUUGAUGUGACGGCACAACACCUGUAUCUCAUUCUCGCCGUCUGUCAUCUCAUAGCCAUGUCUUCGGCCACAACUAACGCCAUAUUCUAUGGCUUUCUUCACACCACUAUUAAACAUGAUAUCACACGUCGUGUCAAACGAGUGACGAAUAUAUUUGUUUGA
This is a messenger RNA of Medioppia subpectinata, 1082 nucleotides long. The record is from the annotation of a GenBank genome assembly. Lineage: Eukaryota; Metazoa; Arthropoda; Arachnida; Sarcoptiformes; Oppiidae.